Cydia pomonella (codling moth) is the source of this 459-nucleotide messenger RNA. RefSeq lists its product as uncharacterized. NCBI's taxonomy places the organism in Eukaryota, Metazoa, Arthropoda, Insecta, Lepidoptera, Tortricidae. The coding region runs from base 1 to 459 and encodes 152 amino acids. The transcript has a single exon. The record is from RefSeq and is a predicted model, not a curated record.
AUGGUACCAGACGACGGUUUGAAGGUCAUGUGGAUGAAUCAACUACCAGUACAAGUACGCACAGUUCUUUCUGUCAACAACGAGUCAUCGCUAGAUAUUCUCGCCGCCAUGGCCGACAAGAUGUUAGAGCACGCCGAGCCAGUCACCGUUGCUGCAGUCACACGAGCCACAGAUUUUCAAGCCCCGCAAAGCAGCGAAAACACAUUUUUUGAGAAGUUAUCCCAGAAGCUCGACAAUUUAACACUCGAAAUUGCAGCCCUUCGGUCCGGCGGCCGGCAACGCUAUCGCCGUCCCUUUCGCUCUCGCAGCCGUUCCCGUUCGAGAUCUAUGUCGGCGCAUGGAAAUUCACGCAAGCCCGGUGAUCCUGGAUGGCUGUGCAGAUAUCACUUCAGAUUCGGAGACAAAGCACGAAGAUGUGAAUCGCCGUGUAGCAAGAAGACUAGCUCAUCGGAAAACUAA